CUCAUUCAGCCAUGGCAUUCAGCCAUGGCCACUGGUUGGACGCAUAUAUAAACAUGGACGGCAUCAACGGAUAAGACAAACAGCUUCUCAGUCUCUUCUCUCGCACUGAUCCAGUUCAAUCUUCAGUACAAUCUCAAGCGAGAAUGAUGCCGAUGAAACGUUUGAUGUUGAUUGCGGCCGUCUUGUUGGUGGUAGCUUCCGCCAACGGCCAAACUACUCCGGUGCCCAUUCUGAAGCAGAUCAAUCGGGUCAACGAUGACGGAUCUUACACCUACGGAUUCGAGGCUGCCGACGGCACAUUCAAAGUGGAGACCCGUGACAACUUGGGCAACGUCAGAGGAAAGUACGGCUACGUCGAUGAGACCGGAGAGUUGAAGACCAUCGAAUAUGCUGCUGGCCAAGGAUUCGAAGCUUCCGGUUCACACAUCCCAGUGGCUGAUGUUGCCGGUGCCUUGCCCGUCUCAAAGCCAGUCGUUGCUCAUCCUCGUCGUCCUGUUCCUCGACCCAUUCAGGUGACUACUACGUUCCGUCCAGUCAGGGUGGAACAACCAGCUCCAGUUCACGUGCCCGCCAGACGCUUGGCCACGCCUUCCCUGUCCGUCCCGUCUUUCUCUAACGUCCGGCAACAACAGGCUGUUCCUCAGCACGUCAAUACCAUCGAUCACAAUGCCCAACGUGGUUUUAGUUUCUCGAUCGAAGCUCCCGUUUUCCAUCCCAGCACCACUACCCCCCAACCGUUCUUCAAUCAAGGCUUCUAAAAUGUCGUUUUUUUAAUUCUUUGGGGUAUUUUGAUUAGUUGUUUUGUUUGAGUCACGAUAAGCCGUGUAUAUAUCUAAAUGAAAAUAAAGAUCGCAAAUUCAA
Messenger RNA from Daphnia magna, 861 nucleotides. RefSeq names its product endocuticle structural glycoprotein SgAbd-2. The record is from RefSeq and is a predicted model, not a curated record. Gene Ontology annotation, molecular function: structural constituent of chitin-based larval cuticle. Lineage: Eukaryota; Metazoa; Arthropoda; Branchiopoda; Diplostraca; Daphniidae. The transcript is spliced from 2 exons. Gene Ontology annotation, cellular component: chitin-based extracellular matrix. The coding region runs from base 144 to 758 and encodes 204 amino acids.